UCUCUCUCUCUCUCUCUACUCUCUCCUCUCUCUAACACGGCGGCAUCAAUGGCCGACCCCUCCUCGUCGCCACCGCCACCGCCACCGCCUCCGAACCCUAACCGCCUGCUCCCGCCGCCGCCGCCCGGCUCCGAGCCGCAGCCGCCGCUGCCGCCGCAGCAGCCCCGGAUCCUCUUCUCGUUCCCGAAGAGGCCGGCCCUCCGGGUCACCUCCGAGUACGACAGCGACAGCUCCGUCUUCCUCCACAAGGUCUCCUGCAAGCUCCUCGACGGCCUCGCCAAGCUCAAGCUCUCCUUCGGCAACGACAAGAGGGGCGAGAUCACCCAGCCCCAGCUGGCCUUCGUCUCCAAGCACCUCUCCAUACACUACGACGUCGAGGAGCAGAACGCCCUCGUCAAGUCCUCGUUCGACGUCGGGCCGAGGUUGCAUCUCAAGGCCGCGCGCGACGUCAAGGCACAAGAAGGAGAGGUGUCCCUGGUUGCGGACCUUGCCGAACCCGGUUAUGCGCUCGAGCUGUCGUCUCCUGUACCUACCGUGGGAUUGCCAAGGGCAACACUAAAGUUCCCUCUUGGUGAAGUCUCACUGGAAGAAAGAGAAGAGGAGGAAGUGAAGAGAACGUUGUCAGUAAGUGGGAUUCUUAAAAGUCAAAUCUGGAAUGGAGUGUGCACUGCCCAAUAUGCAGAGGAAGAACUGAAACUAAGAUAUUGUUUUAAGGAUGAGGAGAUGUCAUUUAUCCCAACCAUUACUCUGCCUUCAAAUGCUCUGUCGGUUGCGCUCAAGCGUAGAUUUAGUCCUUCUAGCAAGUUGAGCUACUGGUACAAUUUCGAUUCCAAUUACUGGAGUGCAGUUUACAAGCAAACUUAUGGCAAGGAUUUCAAGUUUAAGGCUGGGUACGAUUCGGAGGUCCGCCUAGGUUGGGCAUCUCUUUGGGUUGGAGAUGAAGACGGCAAAGCGAAGACAGCGCCAAUGAAGAUGAAAGUUCAGUUCAUGCUCCAAGUGCCACAAGACGACAUUAACUCAUCACUCCUGAUGUUCCGUGUUAAAAAGAGGUGGGAUAUAUGAUCAGCUGUGUUGGACGAGAGGGUGUCGCAGUGCAAGAAUGCGCCACUGCCAUGCGUGUUCCGUAAGGUAGUGCAAUUUAUGUAUCACCUGCUGUCAUGUCCAUAUUUCCUAAAUGAAAGAGGUUUACUGUUAUCCAAUCUCAUGUAUCUUACAUCAAAUUAGCCAUCCGUUGACAUAAAUCUGGUGGUUGCAGCAAUUUAAUCAUUUAAAGCGUCCUUCACAGGCUACGACGGAUAAAA
Molecule: messenger RNA, 1301 nt
Organism: Syzygium oleosum
Lineage: Eukaryota; Viridiplantae; Streptophyta; Magnoliopsida; Myrtales; Myrtaceae
Product: outer envelope pore protein 37, chloroplastic
Exons: 6
Coding region: 49-1062 (337 amino acids)
Biological process (GO): monoatomic cation transport
Cellular component (GO): chloroplast outer membrane
Molecular function (GO): monoatomic ion channel activity
Source: RefSeq, a predicted model, not a curated record